CAGUGUAUAUUCAGACUUAGACAUAAUAGUAAGUUAUAAUAAUAUUGUGUAUUUAAUUGUGAUAAUUUCUAAGAGAAAAUAUGUCAAAAUUCAGUGUUAAUGAUUACGAUUGUAUUGGUUUUGACCUAGACAUGACACUAGCUAGAUACAAGCUGACAAAUUAUAAUGAACUGAUUUAUGACGCUCUUUCAAAUUACCUAAUAACUGAAAAAAACUACUCUAAAGAAAUUUUAUUAAGACCUAUUGAUGUUAACUUUACCAUAAGAGGUUUAAUAGCUGAUACUGAAAAUGGAAAUUUAAUAAGAAUAUCACCGGAUGGUUUGAUUCUUCAAGCUGCUCAUGGUACUAAAUGGUUAACAAAUGAAGACAUAAUAAAAUAUUACCCUGACCAUCAUUGGAAAUCAACCGAUUUUUUUGUAAAAGCGCCAGCAGUAAAUAGUGACAAAAAAUUUAGGCUACUAGGUGACUUUUUAAAUUUGCCAAUAGCAUUAAUGUUUGCUAGAGCGGUAGAUAGUAUAGAUAUGGUGCAAGGUCCUCAAACAAACUAUUCAGUUCUUCAAGAUAUCGCUUCAGGUAUGAGAUCAAUUAUAUUUUCAAGAAACCUAUGUACAAAUGACCUUGGUGUUUUUCCUCAAUUAAAGAAGAAUUCUGAAAACAUUUAUCAUAAAUGCAGCCAGCGCAUGUUAGACUGGUUGGAGGAAUUAAAAAGUAAAGGAAAGAAACUAUUUUUAAUGACAGGUGCUGACGCUAGUCAUGCUUUUUUGACAGCCGAGUGUACACUAGGAAAAAACUGGAAAAAAUUAUUCGAUAUUAUCAUUUGUUUCUCAGAGAAACCUGACUUCUUUACGAUGGAGAGAAAAUUUAAAGCACUAGAUGGAUUUAGGGAAACUGAAAAUGUUGCUGCAGAAGACUUGAAACAAGGAGGAGUAUAUACAUAUGGAAAUUGGAAAGAUUUAAAACAGUUUUUGAUUACUAUAUCUAGCAAAAGAAGCCCAAAAGUAUUGUAUAUUGGCGAUAAUAUUAUUCAAGACGUGUACGCUCCUAACUUUUACUGUCAAAUGGACACUGUUGCUAUCUGUGAAGAAUUAGAAGCAGAGAAAAGAGUUGGCUUUGCAGAAAGUGAUCAUCCUGAUAAAGACUUUAUUCGUUCAACAAUAUGGGGUUCAUUUUUUCCUACUGAAAAAAUUAAUGAAACUUUUUGGUUUAACUUAAUAAAAAAAUAUGCAAAAAUAUGUGUACCGAGUGUAGAAUACUUAGCAAAAUUUCCUGUUGAUCAUACAUUUGAUAAACAGUUUUAGUCAUAUUUCAUACUUCUCGAAAAUUCGUUCCAUAAAAUAAA
Molecule: messenger RNA, 1339 nt
Organism: Psylliodes chrysocephalus
Lineage: Eukaryota; Metazoa; Arthropoda; Insecta; Coleoptera; Chrysomelidae
Source: the annotation of a GenBank genome assembly